Molecule: messenger RNA, 1831 nt
Organism: Phanerochaete carnosa HHB-10118-sp
Lineage: Eukaryota; Fungi; Basidiomycota; Agaricomycetes; Polyporales; Phanerochaetaceae
Exons: 4
Coding region: 1008-1568 (186 amino acids)
Source: RefSeq, a predicted model, not a curated record
AAUAACGGUGGCAGCAGCAAUACCGCGGCUCUGUCAUUAGCCAACACAGGUUUCAGAUACAUUGCUCACAGACGGCCCGCAGCAGCCUCUCACCUCCACAGAACUGCCCACAGCGUAACCAUGAAAUUCAUGAACUAUCUGUUUCACCAACAUAGCUAGGCGCCCAGCUGCGGGCGCGACGGAACGCGCACGUCGCGAUGGCCGGCUCGUGUGAAAGGUGGCAACGAACUGUCAACCCGUUUACCGACAGUUGCCAGCGACCAACCACGGCGCGCCUUCUCGGCCCAAUCCCCGCCUGUCCGCUCGUCAUUAUCCUUCAUGUCUGGCGGCCAGAACGGUGUUUCCGCGGCCGUGCGCUCGUUCCGGGAGAGGCGUAGCGCCCUCGGGCAGCAUGGAUCUCACUACGGCCCUCGGAACUGAACGACGCGGACGGGAUGCCAUGCGCGGCCAACAUGGUUCGUCCAUUCAUGCGCCGUGACUAAUGCCACUAACCGCACUACGCUGCACUGCCAGGAGCUGAUCUCGCCACCUUGGCCUGAUCGCAGGCGGGCCAUGACACCGCGCGGCAGUCGGGCUCGGGAGAGGCUGCAUGAAAUCUUAGGAUAUGGGGACAUCCGCCCCGUGGAUCGAAGCAGCAGCCACCAGGCCGUCGUGGCAGCCCCCGGACGUUCGGACAUGCGCCAAGCAGCCGGGAAGUGACGCAGCCCGAAGCAACGACCAAACUCGGCUAGCUUCACGUCUGCUACCGCUGAGAUGUCUGGAGUAGAAAUACCAGGGAGCGUGUGCGUCCUCUGUCCCUCCCCACCACCCUCCUUCUCGGCAUCACGUGUGCCUAGCAUCGCCUUCAAGUGUCCUUGUCCUAGGCUUUCGAAGCGGUGUUCCUUCCUUUGACUCGUACAUACUUAAAGGCAUCCUCCAGUCCAACUCGGCCUCGCCACCGCCCCAGCCGCCACUCCAAUCCUUCGUCCCUCUCUCUAAUCUCUUGUAUACUAAGUAUCUGCACCGCAAUGUCCACCGUCAAGGGCCUCGACAUCUUCUUUGAAGACACCACGGGCGACAUCGCCCACUCAGACUUUGUUGACUACUACAACCGGAUGUCGUUCCAGGUCCGCCUCCAACAACGCCAGAGCGAUCGCGUGACCUAUGCCGUCUGCGACACCAUGACCACCGCUGGCCGGCUCGCCUUUGGGCCCACUCUCUCUACACUCGUGUUUGGCGCGAACAACGCCCUGGGCACCGUCCAGUACCACCAUAAGCAGGAAGUGAGCAUGGAGCAAUAUCUCUCCAGGGUAUCUGGCUCCUUGUGUCGCAAGUUCAAGGGAUCGGACGGACGGGUCUAUACCUGGACGUUCGUAAGCACUUCCGAAUGCGAGGAGUGGGCGUGCACUGCCAACGGUGCUGAGGUCGCGGCCUACGACACCGAAAACCAAGCGACCAGGAAUCCUCAGGAUUCAAACCGUAGGGGCUCUGGAAAGCAGCUAUGGAUCAGCGAGAACUUCCAGCAGCUCGCUGGCGAGCUCAUCAUUACUCUGAUCAUCAUGCGCCACAUCCGCAAGUACGGUUUGUGAUUGCUCUCGCUUCCACUGUCUCCUUUAGCAUGCUAAGCAUACGGGCUCUCGGAUAAUCCCGCCACUCUCCCUACCCUAACCAUACCUAAUCCUCCCCCCUGCCGUGCUGUGCGUCUGGCGUUGUAUUUAUCUACUAAUGUGUACGUCAUCCUUACCCGAUAGCUGUACAUUUCUUUUUCCCUUGUACUUGUUACGUCUUCCGGCCAGCUCGUAGGACGCGCUCUCUAGCCUAGUAUCUCCGCUAAUCAGAUCUUGUCUCGCGU